Xiphophorus couchianus (Monterrey platyfish) is the source of this 21446-nucleotide messenger RNA. It is a transcript of the gene obscna, whose product is annotated as obscurin, cytoskeletal calmodulin and titin-interacting RhoGEF a. NCBI's taxonomy places the organism in Eukaryota, Metazoa, Chordata, Actinopteri, Cyprinodontiformes, Poeciliidae. Bases 266 to 20956 code for a protein of 6896 amino acids. Gene Ontology annotation, biological process: protein phosphorylation. Gene Ontology annotation, molecular function: protein binding; protein kinase activity; ATP binding. The transcript has 89 exons. The record is from RefSeq and is a predicted model, not a curated record.
UCCAUCACAGCACAAAAACACUAAGCGCAUUAUAGGCUGUCAACUUUAGAGACCUGGAUGAAGCAAACAAACUUGGACUUACUUUUUACUGGUUAUGCUUUUUCCGUUCAACUUGAAGGCUUUGUAUAAGGUGGGAUUGACAGAUCUGAUGUCAUAAUGGAUCAUUUAUAAUUUUCCUGAGGCAACAAGAUGGAUGUAGGGCAUUCUAUCUGCAAGUUUAGAUUCCUUGUAGAAAGUAAAUAAACAUCCAUCAUCCUCUGGAGAUAUGGGGGACAAUAAACCUGGAGGGAUUGUUGCAGCUGCAAUGAACCGACUGAAAGUGGAGAAAGGAUUGGAAGAUAUGGAGGUGUCGGAGUGUGAGAGCUGCUCCUUUGAGGUGACUCUUAACCUGGCUUACAUAGAAGGCAUUUGGAUCAGGGAUGGGAUGCAGGUUAAGUCGAAACCAAGUUGUCGCAUCAGCACGCACGGGAAGAAACACUGCCUCAUCCUGAACCGAGUGGCUUUGGGAGAUGCUGGUUUAUACUGUUUCCGGGCCAGUGAGGUUCAGACAUCAGGCAGACUCGUUGUUAGAGCUAGAGACAUAUAUAUUGAGAAAGAGCUGGAGGAUGUGGAUACGCUUGAGCGUCAACCCGUUAGUUUUAUAUGCGAAGUCAAUCAGGUGGAUGUGGAUGGUCGGUGGUAUCGUGAUGACUGCAGAAUCCGACCUGGAGACAACAUCAAGAUAAGACAUCAGGGUAAAACUCAUGCUUUGCUCUUCAAGUCAGUCAGACCAGAACAUGCAGGUGAAAUCAGAUUCACUGCAGAGCGGGUGUCAUCCUAUGCCACUCUUACAGUAAAAGAGCUGCCAGUCCAAAUAAUUCGACCAUUGAGGGUCAAAAUCGCCAUGUAUCGCCACAGAGGUUUACUAGAGUGCCAGGUGUCACGGCCUAAUGCUCAGGUCAAAUGGUACAAGAACAGGAAGGAGCUCCUGCCCUGCAAGAAGUAUCAGCUAAUCAGCCAGGAUAUUUACAGGCAGCUGACCAUCGAAGAUGUUCGCUCUUCAGAUGAAGACACCUACACAUGUGAUGCAGGGGAUGACAAAACUUCAUGUCAACUUUUAGUGGAGGAGCAGGCCAUCAGCAUAGUGCGGGGGAUGAAAUCUUUGGAGGUGAUGGAGCCAAAGCCAGCGCUAUUCCAGGUAGAAACUAGUCUAAAGUCUGGGAGGCCCCCGAAGUGGACCCUAAACAGUGAGGUCCUGGAGCACUCUGCAGGAGUGAACAUUGACCGGCAGGGAAACCUCCACAGUCUUUGUUUCACAAGCACAGACAGCUCCAUGUCAGGGCCUGUGGUGUUUGUGGCUGGGAAGAGCCGUUCAACAGCUCAGCUUUCUGUGAAGGAACGACCUCUUGACGUUGUUCAGCACUUAGAUGAUGUGGAAGCGAGGGAGAGCAGCUCUGUAAGUUUGUGCUGUGAGUUUGCCCCGUCUCCCCGAGUCGUGCGGUGGUUUAAAGGUCGCACCGCUCUGAAGCUCUCGAACAAAUACACCAUGAAGAGAGAGGGGAAACGAGUGGAACUGAUCAUUCACGGCCUGACGGGGACUGAUGCAGGACAGUACCGCUGCAUGGCUGGAGGUUCACAAAGUACAGCACAGGUCAAGGUUGAAGCAAAAACAUUGAAGCUGGUCAAACAUCUUGAACCUGUUGACAUUGAGGAAAAUGGCACUGCCACUUUUUCAUGUGAGCUCAAUUAUGUUGUUGCCAAUGCCGAGUGGCUGGUUAACAACGUCCGCCUCAGUUCUAAUGCCAUCAACCGGAUUCAGCACAUGGGCACAAUGCACAGCCUCGUGAUGCAAAAACUUAGACCACAAGAGAGCAGGGUCACAUUUAAAGCAGGCCUUCUCAAUGAAACAACCAUUUUAAAGGUUAAAGAGCGCCCGGCAGUGUUUCUUAGGUCUUUGGAGGAUGUCGUUGGAGAAGAACUAGGGGAGAUCUGCCUGCAGUGUGAAAUCUCUAAAGAUUCAGUAACACCUCUUUGGAGGAAGGAUGGUACUGUCCUGACACCUGAUGAUAAACAUGAGUUUGUACAGUGUGGGAAGUGCAGGGCACUGAUCAUCCAUUCACUGAGCAAGAACGAUGCUGGACAUUACACUUGUGACUUAGGCACCAGUCAGUCCAAGGCUAAAGUUACAGUACAUGAUCUACAUGUUACCAUUGUUCAGCGGAUAAAGACGGUAUCUGUUCUGGAGAGUGAAAACUGUACUUUUGAGUGCCUUCUCUCUCAUGAACUGGAUGAUGAACCCAUUUGGACCAUCAACGGUCAGGUGGUGGUUACCAACAGUCGCAUUCAACUUGUCAACAACAGUCGCAUCUAUAAGAUGGGAAUUAGAGAUGUCGUACUUUCUGAUGCUGGUGACGUUGUCUUCACAAUUAAAGACCUGAGUUGUAGAACCAUGUUAUUUGUGAAAGAGAAGCCUGUGCACAUCUUCAGAGACCUGCUAAAUGUAAAGGCUGUACCUGGGGAGGACGCUGAGUUGAGCUGUGAAAUCACCAAACCAGAAGUCACCAUUCGUUGGCUGAAAAAUGGACGUCCUAUCAGGCAGAGCCCUAAAUAUGAGAUGAGCAUUGAGAAGAACCUGGCACGCCUGGUGAUCAAGAAUGCCUCCAUCAGAGACACUGGUGAAUACUGCUGCGAGGCUGAUGGUGUUGCAUCCCGAGCCAAGGUGGAGAUCAGAGAACUUCAGCACACUUUUGCAAGGGAGUUGAGAGAUACUCGAGGAGAAGAAAAGGGUAAAGUGACACUGGAGUGUGAGACCAGGCGGUCUGCCAAGCGUGUGACAUGGCUAAAGGGCAUGGUGGAGCUCAGAUCUGGGAAGAAGUAUGUCAUCAAACAGAGGGGAGUGGUUCUAUCCCUUACCAUCACCUGCCUAGAGAAAACAGACUCGGAUAUUUAUGUGUGUGAUGUUGGUACCAUGCAGAGCCGGGCACAACUUACUGUGCAGGGUCAGAAGGUGAUAAUCUUGGAUGAAUUAGAAGAUGUGGAGUGCCUUGAAGGUGACACAGUAACAUUCAGGUGUCGAAUUUGUCCCGAUGACUAUUGGGGGAUCAAGUGGUAUCUGGACGAGACUCUGCUUUAUACCAAUGAGCUCAAUGAGAUCCAGGUGAUACCAGGAGGCCUCCACACCCUUACUUUUAGACAACUUGCCCGCAAAGACACUGGUACUAUUUCAUUUGUAGCAGGGGACAAAAGAUCUUAUGCCUCACUGCUAGUUAGAGAAAGGCGUCCUACCAUCAUCAAAUCACUGGAAGACUGUGAGGCUUUCGAGGGAGGAGGCUUAGUUUUAUCUUGUGUGACUUCUAAGCCAUGUCACAUCUUGUGGUACAAAGAUGGCUGCCUGAUGUGGCACUCCUCCAGAUACUUCACCACCCAUUCUGGCUGUGAAGCCCGACUGACCAUUCGAGAGGUCAGCAACAGCGAUGCUGGGGUGUACGAGUGCAGCAGUGGCUCUGUCACAACCACAGCUGUCGUUACUGUCAAAGCCAUCCCAGCAGAGUUCACCCAGCCUCUGCAUGCUGUGGAGGCCAAAGAAGGAGAGGCUGUUACACUAACCUGUGAAUAUUCUUUACCUGGAGUCCAGUUUCAUUGGAGGAAAGAUUUUGAGAACAUCCGACCUGGAGAAAAGUAUGUCAUGAAACAGAGGAAAACCAUCAUCUCUCUUACCAUCAAAGCACUUCUGCCCGAGGACUCAGGAGAGUACACAUGCCAUUGCAGGCAACACCAGACGACAGCCAGUCUCAAAGUGCAGGCUAUUCCCAUUACAUUCAUUCAGAAACUAAGGAACCUGCAAGCUGAGGAGGGCAGCAGUGUGAUAUUGCGCUGUGAAAUUUCUAAGCCUGGAAUACCGGUAGAAUGGAGGAAGGAGCACGAAUUGCUGAGGAAUGGUGUCAAGUUCCAGAUGAGGAAAAGGGAAACCACUUUGGAGCUUCUGAUUUGGAAACCUGCACCUGAAGACAGUGGGGUGUACAGCUGUGAGUGUGCAAAUCAGAUAACAUCUGCCACAGUCAAGAUCACCGCUCUGCCAGUCACCUUCAAACAGAAGCUGAGGAACGUGUUGAUUGAGGAGGGCAACACCGCUACAUUUCGUUGUGAACUCUCCAAGCCUGGUCAAACUGUUGAGUGGAGGAAAAGUCGAGACAGAGUCAUCAGGAAUGGAGAAAAGUAUCACGUGCGACAGAGAGACACACUGACUGAACUCAGGAUCAUUGAUGUGUCUCCUGAAGACAGUGAUAUCUACACUUGCAUCUGUGGAAACAUUGAGACAACAGCCACCCUGACUGUAAAUGCCAUUCCUGUGACCUUCAAGCAAAAGUUGAAGAACCAGCAAGUGGAGGAAGGACACUACAUCACACUGCAGUGUGAGAUUUCAAAAGCUGGUGUCCCAGUUGAGUGGAGACUUGGAGGAGAGCAGUUGGAGAAUGGAGAGAAGUACCAGAUAAAGCAGAGGGAUUCCACCCUGGAACUGACCAUCAGGGAGGCUGUGCCCGAGGACAGCGGCGUCUACACCUGUGUGUGCAGAGAGCAGAAAACAAAGGCCACAGUAAAAGUCAUUGCGGUUCCUGCCACAUUUAAAGUGAGUAUGAAGAGCCAAGAGGUGGAAGAAGGGAAUAGUGUGACUUUACAAUGUGAGCUGUCAAAGAAAGGGGCCCCUAUUCAGUGGCUGAAAGAGGGACAGGUGCUGUCUGAAGAGUUAGGCUGUGAUAAAUACCAGAUAAUGGUUGAAGGAAGGAAAGUUUCAAUGACUAUUUUCAAUGCACAACCAGAUGAUGCAGGGAAGUACAGCUGUAUUACUGGAGAUGAGAAAACCACAGCGGAAAUCAGAGUCAAAGCACUUCCUGUUACGUUCAAACAAGAACUCCAGCGCCUGUCGGUCAAAGAAGGAGAGUGUGGAGUUUUCUGCUGUGAACUCUCCAAAUCUGGAGCUGCUGUGGAGUGGAGAAAAGGCAGAGUGAUCCUGAAACCAGGAGAGAAAUAUGAAAUGAAACAGGAGGGCCAUCUAACUAAACUCAUUAUAAACAACGUGGAGGAAAGCGAUGCUGGCAAAUACACCUGCAAGACUAAACACAGCCAAACCAGUGCUGAGCUCAGAGUGCGAGAAUCACCUGAGCGCAGACGUCAAAGAGAUCUCCCUCCACGCUUCAAGUUACCAUUAGUUAACCAGGAGGUCACCGAGGGCAACGUUGUGGCUCUGCACUGUGAGCUCAACAAGCCUGCUAACUCAGUGGAGUGGAGGAGAGGAGGACAGCUUCUCAGGAAUGGAGACAAGUACCAGAUGAGGAAGAAAGACCUGCUGGUGGAAAUGAAGAUCACAGACCUCACAGUGGAGGAUUCUGGUGAUUACACCUGUGUAUGUGGGGAAGAAAGGACAACCGCUGAGAUCACAGUGAAUGAAAGGCCCAUUAAAUUCAUUCAAGAUCUGAAGAAUAUUCAAGUACAGGAGGGAAACGGCGUGGCACUCUCCUGUGAGCUCUCCAAACCGGGCUUCCCAGUGCAGUGGAAGAAGGAUGACGUUGUGCUGACCAGUGGUGAGAAAUACCAGAUCAGGCAAAACGGCUCCAAGCCAGAGCUUCUCAUCAGGAAAAGUCUCCCAGAGGACAGCGGCUCUUACAGUUGCAUUUGUGAUGAUGUCAAAACUACAGCAAGUGUUGCAAUUACUGCAAUUCCAGUGAUAUUCAAGCAAAAACUGAAGAACCAGGAAGCAGUGGAGGAUGGUUGUUUAACAUUACGCUGUGAGCUUUCCAAACCUGGACAAGCAGUAGAGUGGAGGAGAGAUGCACAACUUCUGAAGGAUGGAGAAAAAUACCAGACAAAGCAGGAGGGCAGAGCAGCAGAGAUGCUGAUUAGAACUGUAACUCUUGCAGAUGCAGGAGAAUACAGCUGUUGUGCUGGGACUGCUGUGACUUCAGCUGACAUCAAAGUUAGAGCUCUUCCUGUGACAUUCAAGAAAGAAGUUGAGAAUUUGGAGGUAAAGGAAGGAGACAGCGCAGCUUUCUGCUGUGAGCUCUCCAAACCCGGAGCUCCGGUCGACUGGAGAAAAGGCAGAGUCAUCCUGAAGGCCGGUUACAAGUACGAGAUGAAACAAGAGAGAGGUCUCACCAAGCUGAUCAUCAACAACGUUGAGGAGAACGAUGCUGGAAAAUACACCUGCAAAACAGAGGACAGCCAAUCCACAGCUGAGCUCACAGUCAAAGCUCCACCCGUCACAUUCAAAACAAAGCUAAGGAACCAGCAGGUGGAGGAGGAAAACAGCGUGAUGUUGAGUUGUGAAUUGUCAAAGCCCGGCCUCGCUGUGGAGUGGAUGAAAGGGAAAGAGCUGCUGAAGAGUGAUUUCAAGUACCAGAUUAAAAAUCGUAACAGCAUCAUGGAGCUGACCAUCAAAAACACCCAACUGGAGGACAGUGGGCUCUACAGUUGUAUGUGUGGAGAUGUCAAGACCACAGCGCAUGUCACAAUUACAUCCAUCCCUCUAACAUUCAAACUGGGUCUGAAGAACCAGGAGGCUCCGGAGGGAGGGAAUGUGUGUCUGCGCUGUGAGCUGUCCCGGGCCGGGGUGCCCGUGCAGUGGUGGAAAGGGGAGGAUCAGCUUUACCACGGAGGGAGAUUCCAGAUGACACAGAAAGGGAAGAUGGCUGACAUGACCAUCAGAAACAUACAACCAGAGGAUGUUGGAGAAUACAGCUGUGUAUUUGGAGGUCAAAAGACAACAGCUGAAGUCAACGUGAGAGCUGCAGCAUCUGUGUACUUUGAGAAGGAACUAGAGAGCCAAGUGAUUAUGGAGGGGAAAUCUGCGCUCAUGUCCUGUGAAGUUUCUAGUGCUAAUGUUCCUGUCACUUGGAAGAAAGAUGGCACGGUGGUGGAAAACGGAGUGCAUUACAUAGUGAGGAAAAAAGGCCCUUUGCACACUCUAGAGAUUAGGAAACUGCAGCUGGCAGAUGCUGGAGAGUACUGCUGCAUCACCAGAGGAAAGAAAACCACUGCCAAACUGAUUGUGAGGGAGCGUGUCAAGAUUGUGAAAGAACUGCAGGACCUAACAGUGACAGCUGGAGAAGACGCUGUGUUCGUGUGCGAGCUGACCCAUGCAGAUGUGAGCGAGGGUGUAUGGUGGCUUGGUUCGAGCCCCCUGCAGAAAAAUGAGAUGAACCAGAUGACGUGCCGCGGUCGCCAGCACCGCCUAGUCCUCACCAUGACAACACCAGAAGAGACCGGGAAUGUAGCAUUUGUAGUUGAGGAGGAAAGGACCUCUGCAAAACUGUUGGUUCUCCCUAAGCCCAAAGUUUUGUUUGAGGAGAAACCCAAAGACAGUGUCAUCAUGGAAGGAGAGACAGCUUUCCUGUCCUGUGCUACAUCUGAUUGCAUCACCAUGGUUACCUGGAAACGCAACCAUGUCCCACUUCGAAGUGGUGAUAAAUAUGAGAUGUGCAAGGAGGGUAAAGUCAAUCUGCUUCUUAUCCAUGAUGUGGAGCCCCAGGAUAGUGGCAUAUACUCCUGUGAUACAGGAGAUGUGCAGAGCAGUUUCAAACUGACUGUAACAGAACUUCCUCCAUUCUUUCAAGAAGAGCUACAAAGUGUAGAAGCUGAAGAAGGAGGCUCGGCCUGCCUCUACUGUGAGAUAUCUAAACUAGGAGUGCCGAUUCAGUGGAAAAAGGACAGGCUGCCAAUAAGAGCGAGCAGGAAGUAUGAGGUGAGGCAAGAUGGCUGCUUUCUCCAGCUUUACAUCAAAGAUCUUAAACCUGAGGACAGCGGCAGCUACACAUGUCAAGCAGGGAGUGCAGAGACAAGUGCAACUGUGUCUGUAAGAGAGACGGCCCCAUUCUUCAAAAAAGAAUUAAGAAGUUUGGAGGCAGAGGAAGGAGGUGCAGCUUUCCUGCAAUGUGAGCUAUCUAAACCAGGGUUGUCUGUGCAGUGGAAGAAGAACAAACUGCCUCUUAGGGCAAGCAGGAAGUAUGAAAUAAAACAAGAUGGCUGCCUGUUCCAACUCCACAUCAAUGACCUGAAACCUGAAGACAGUGGCAGCUACUCAUGUCAAGCAGGAAACACAGAGACGACUGCUAAUGUGACAGUCAGAGAACUACCAGCUUUUUUCAGGAAGAAUUUGCAGAAUAUAAAGGCAGAUGAAGGGGGUACAGCCUCACUUUUCUGUGAAGUUUCUAAGUCUGGAUUCUCUGUUCGGUGGAAGAAGAACAAUGUGACUCUGAGAGCUAAUAGGAAGUACGAGAUGAAGCAGGAAGGCUGCCUUCUACAGCUUAACAUCAAGGAGAUCAAUCUAGAGGACAGUGGCUGCUACACUUGCCAAGCAGGAGGAGCCGAGACUAGUGCCACUGUCUCAGUAAAAGAGCUCCCACCUUUCUUCAAGGAUAAUUUGAAAAGUCUAACCAUUGAGGAGGGAGGGACAGCCUCCCUUUGCUGUGAGGUAUCCAAGCCUGGGCUGCCUGUGCAAUGGAAGAAGAACAGGCUGCCACUGAGAGCGAACAGGAAGUAUGAGAUGAAGCAUGAUGACUGUUUCCUCCAACUUUACAUCAAAGAUCUCACACUUGAUGAUAGUGGUAGCUACUCAUGUCAGGCUGGAGAUGUAGAGACCACAGCAACUGUGACAGUGAAAGAACUUCCCACCUUCUUCAAGAAAGAGCUAAUAAACAUGGAGGCUGAGGAAGGUGGAGCAGCAUCUUUGUGCUGUGAAGUGUCUAAACCUGGAGCUUCUGUGCAGUGGAAGAAAAACAAGAUGCCAUUAAGAGCCAGUAAGAAGUUUGAGAUGAAGCAGGGAGGCUGCAUAGUUCAGCUUCACAUUACUGAUGUCAAAGCUGAGGACAGUGGUAGCUACACAUGUCAAGCUGGACCCGCUGAGACCACCGCGACACUAUCUGUGAAAGAACACCCAGUUUUCUUCAUGAAAGAAUUACAAAAUAUAAAUGGUAAAGAAGGAAGUAUCAUCUCUCUGUGCUGCGAACUUUCCAAACCUGUUCCUGCGCUCUGGAGGAAAAACAAAUUGCCUAUGAGAGCCAGUAGGAAGUAUGAGAUGAAACAAGAAGGUUCCAUCAUUCAACUUUAUAUCAAAGAUUUAAAACUUGAGGACAGCGGCAGUUACACAUGUCAAGCAGGGAAUGCAGAGACAAGUGCAACUGUGUCUGUAAGAGAGACGGCCCCAUUCUUCAAAAAAGAAUUAAGAAGUUUGGAGGCAGAGGAAGGAGGUGCAGCUUUCCUGCAAUGUGAGCUAUCUAAACCAGGGUUGUCUGUGCAGUGGAAGAAAAACAAACUGCCUCUUAGGGCAAGCAGGAAGUAUGAAAUAAAACAAGAUGGCUGCAUGUUCCAACUCCACAUCAAUGACCUGAAACCUGAAGACAUUGGCAGCUACUCAUGUCAAGCAGGAAACACAGAGACGACUGCUAAUGUGACAGUUAGAGAACUCCCAGCUUUCUUCAAGAAGAAUCUGGAGAACAUAAAGGCAGAUGAAGGAGAUACAGCCUCCCUUUUCUGUGAAGUUUCUAAGUCUAGAAUCUCUGUUCAGUGGAAGAAGAACAAUGUGCCUCUGAGAGCCAAUAGGAAGUAUGAGAUGAAGCAGGAAGGCUGCUUUUUGCAGCUUAACAUCAAGGAGAUCAAUCUAGAGGACAGUGGCUGCUACACUUGCCAAGCAGGAGAAGCAGAGACUAGUGCCACUGUCUCAGUAAAAGAGCUCCCACCUUUCUUCAAGGAUAAUUUGAAAAGUCUAACCAUUGAGGAGGGAGGGACAGCCUCCCUUUGCUGUGAGGUAUCCAAGCCUGGGCUGCCUGUGCAAUGGAAGAAGAACAGGCUGCCACUGAGAGCGAACAGGAAGUAUGAGAUGAAGCAUGAUGACUGUUUCCUCCAACUUUACAUCAAAGAUCUCACACUUGAUGAUAGUGGUAGCUACUCAUGUCAGGCUGGAGAUGUAGAGACCACAGCAACUGUGACAGUGAAAGAACUUCCCACCUUCUUCAAGAAAGAGCUAAUAAACAUGGAGGCUGAGGAAGGUGGAGCAGCAUCUUUGUGCUGUGAAGUGUCUAAACCUGGAGCUUCUGUGCAGUGGAAGAAAAAUAGACUCCCUCUAAGAGCGAGCAGGAAGUAUGAAAUGAAACAAGAUGGCUGCCUGUUCCAGCUCCACAUCAAUGACCUGAAACCUGAAGACAGUGGUAGCUACACAUGUCAAGCAGGAAACACAGAGACGACUGCUAAUGUGUCAGUCAGAGAACUCCCAGCUUUCUUCAAGAAGAAUCUGGAGAACAUAAAGGCAGAUGAAGGAGAUACAGCCUCCCUUUUCUGUGAGGUUUCUACGUCUGGAGUCUAUGUUCAGUGGAAGAAGAACAAUGUGCUUCUCAGAGCCAAUAGGAAGUACGAGAUGAAGCAGGAAGGCUGCCUUCUACAGCUUAACAUCAAGGAGAUCAAUCUAGAGGACAGUGGCUGCUACACUUGCCAAGCAGGAGGAGCAGAGACUAGUGCCACUAUCUCAGUAAAAGAGCGUCCCCUGUUCUUCAAGGAGAAUUUGAAAAAUGUCUCCAGUGAGGAGGGAGGGACAGCAUCCCUUUGCUGUGAGGUAUCCAAGCCUGGGCUAUCAAUACAAUGGAAGAAGAACAGGCUGCCACUGAGAGCAAACAGGAAGUAUGAGAUGAAGCAUGAUGGCUGUUUCCUCCAACUUUACAUCAAGGAUCUCACACCUGAGGAUAGUGGUAGCUACUCAUGCCAAGCUGGAGCUGCAGAGACUACAGCAACUGUGACAGUGAAAGAUCUUCCUCCUUUCUUCAAGAAAGAGCUAGUAAACAUGGAGGCUGACGAAGGUGGAGCAGCAUCUUUAUGCUGUGAAGUGUCUAAACCUGGAGUGUCUGUGCAAUGGAAGAAAAGCAAGAUGCCAUUAAGAGCCAGUAAGAAGCAUGAGAUGAAACAAGAAGGUUCCAUCCUUUAUCUACAUAUCAAAGAUCUGAAACCUGAGGACAGCGGCAGCUACUCGUGUCAAGCAGGGAAUGCAGAGACAAGUGCCAUCGUGUCUGUAAAAGAGACGACCCCAUUCUUCAAAAAAGAAUUAAGAAGUUUGGAGGCUGAGGAAGGAGGUGCAGCUUUCCUGCAGUGUGAGCUAUCUAAACCAGGGUUGUCUGUGCAGUGGAAGAAAAACAAACUGCCUCUUAGGGCAAGCAGGAAGUAUGAAAUAAAACAAGAUGGCUGCAUGUUCCAGCUCCACAUCAAUGACCUGAAACCUGAAGACAGUGGCAGCUACACAUGUCAAGCAGGAAACACAGAGACGACUUCUAAUGUGACAGUCAGAGAACUCCCAGCUUUUUUCAAGAAGAAUCUGCAGAACAUAAAGGCAGAUGAAGGAGAUACAGCCUCCCUUCUCUGUGAGGUUUCUAAGUCUGAAGUCUCUGUUCAGUGGAAGAAGAACAAUGUGCCUCUGAGAGCCAAUAGGAAGUAUGAGAUGAAGCAGGAAGGCUGCCUCUUUCAGCUUUACAUUAAUGAUGUCAAACCUGAAGACAGCGGCAGCUACUCUUGUCAGGCAGGACCAGCAGAGACCACUGCAACUUUAUCUGUGAAAGAACGUCCUGUGUUCUUCAUCAAGGAGUUACAAAAUAUGAAUGCUGAGGUAGGAGAGAUGAUCUCAUUGUGCUGUGAGCUUUCCAAACCUGGGGUUUCAGUGCUGUGGAAGAAAAACAAGCUGCCACUGAGAGCCAGCAUGAAGCAUGAGAUGAAACAAAAUGGUUGCCUCUAUCAGCUUAACAUCAAAGAUCUCAAACUUGAGGACAGUGGCAGCUACACAUGCCAAGCAGGGAGUGCAGAAAGCACUGCAAAUGUGGCAGUUAAAGAGCUUGCUUCAUUGUUCAUCAAAGAAUUACAAAGUGUAGAGGCAGAGGUUGGCAGUGCAGCCUCAUUGUCCUGUGAGUUAUCCAAACCUGGAGUGUCUGUACUGUGGAAAAAAGAUAAUCUGCCUCUGAGAGCCGGUGAGAAGUAUGAGAUGAAACAAGACGGCUGUUUCCUGCAGAUUAACCUCAAGAAGCUCGGUUCAGAGGACAGUGGUAGCUACUCAUGUCACGUUGGAAAUGCAGAAACGUCUGCAAGAGUACAAAUAAAAGCACCAAAACCUCCAUCAGAGGAAAAGUCUAGAACAGCAUUGGCGCAGAUGAAAAGUACUAUCGCUAAACCAGCUCUUGCUUCAGAAAUUGAAAGGCCCAACCUUCCAGAUCCCAACCAGAUUCCCCCAGAGCCCAAGAAGAGGACAAAUAGGAAAGUGUCUAUUACUUCUGUUGAAAAAGACACAGAGCAAGUUUUUGACGUAAAUGUGUCUGUGCAGAAUAUCAAUAAUGAAGUCCAACAUGAAGGAUCUAAAGUUGAGCACUUGGAUGUUGCUCAGAAUGGAACAAAAGUGGAGAGGAGUGAAGACAAAGGGAGUGAAGUGCACAAGAAAGAGGCUAAGACAGUUCAGCCACCAGAGAAGGAUUAUAAGGCUGGCAGGAGGAUUGAAAAGCCAACUUCACCUCUGGGUAUGGAAAAUGAUCUUAUGGAAAAGAGGCAACCAGAAGGAAAUGUAGGAAAAUUUAUUAAAGUCAUCCCUCCAGUAAAUAAAUCAGAAAUGCUUGUGGGUAACAAAGUGGUUGAACUGAAAGAGACAGAAAUGGGAUGUGAAACUGAAAAGGGGUUUAAACAACAAGAAGACUCUUCAGAAGAAGCAAAUGAAGUUCAACAGAAAAUAACUCAACGAACAACAACACUUUGGAGAAACAGUCAGGAAGAAAAACAUGUACAAGAGCAGUUUAAUGGGAGAGAAGUAAACACAGAUGCCAAACCUUCAACAAACAAAGAUGAAGUAAGAAAGACAGAAGAGGAGACUUUGAAACCGCCAGUAAGAUCUAAGGCAAAGGUAGCAUAUGGAGAGCAAUCACUCAAGUCUAUUAUGAAUCAAACAGAGGAUACAAUUCCUCGACUAAUCAAGACCUCUCUUAAAGAUUUUGAAGAUCGUAAAGAGAGACAAAAUGGACAAGAGUUUACGGAGAAGAAAUGGACACAAACACCCAGAGCAAACCAGCAAUCAAUAGAAGAGCCAGAAAAGGCAGAUGAAAUCCUUCAAUUUGCACCUCCAAAACCACCUGAGAGGAGAAAGAGUAAGGUAAAAAUAGGAAUGGAAAUACAGGAGUCAAGGGACACAGAGACAGAUCAAGAUGAUAUACAGCCUAAAAGUGUUGGAGUAAAGUCCCCUGAGGAGAAGACAGACAAACAGCUUAAAAAGCCUUUGAAGAAAGAUGUUGAAGAAAUUUUAAAAUUAGAAAGAAGUAAGUCUAUCACAACUGAUAGUGAAACAGGAGAUAAACUUAAGCAACCAGUAAAACAACCAAUAAAACCAAUUAAGAAAGAACCUGAAAUUAAACUGGCUGUUGAGCCAAUAAGAAGAGUGGAAGAAACAAAAUCAACUAAGAUGGAAGAUGACAUUCCUCUGCUCUACAUUUCUGAGGAAGAAACUUUCUCAGAGGCCUUAACUGAGCUUCCUCCUAACCACUUCCAAUCUGCUAUUCCCGAGAGACAAACAGGACAGCAACUUAUCCAGGAGAUCCAGCCACCAGAACCGUCUCCCCUGGAGACUGACAUCAACAUAGAGGAUGAACCCGAAAUGCAAGAAGCUGCCAUUAAGAUCCAGGCAGCAUUCAAAGGCUACAAAGCUUGCAAAGACAUGCGACCAGUCUUUAAGGAGGUAUUCAAGAACCAGAAUGCAGAUCUUCAUGGUACACUUACAUUAAAGUGUGUUGUCAAUGGAAGACCCAGCACUGUGCGCUGGAUGAAAAAUGGCCAACAUGUUAUAAAUGAUCCUCGAUGCCGGGUUGAAACAACAGAAAACGGAGAAUGCACACUUGUGGUUAAAAACUUGAACAACAGCGACAGCGGAGUUUAUACCUGUGAGGUGGCAAAUAAGUUUGGUGUGACCUCCUACAAUGGAAACAUAACUAUAGUGAAGACUGUGCAACCUGUUCCUGCAGUCCAGACGCCUAUACAUCCACCACUAGCAGCCAUAACUCCUUUGCAGCUUGCUCCACAAAAGCCUGACACCCAGGACAUGACACAGACUCAAAGUCUAACUCAGAGUCAAGCAGAGCUAGGGCCAACUUCAGAUGCUGAAAAUUAUGUAGAAAGUGUGAGUGUUUCCCUGUGGGAUGCCUACAUCUUGACAGAACAGAACAAUCAAACACUCCUGCAAGAGAGAAGAUCUUCACUCAUUGCUGUCAGCUCCUUGUCAAGUCCCUCAGAGUAUGACACGGCUCCUGAUAUAAUGGAGCCUGUUGAGACUAUUCCGGUGACACCAAGGGAAGUACCAAAACCAGCUGACACAAUGCAGCCAAAGGAGAAUAACGAAGAAACAGCUGCUCCGAAACCACCUAUGAAACUUCUGAAUGUUAAAGGACCUCAUGAUAUUAAGCUAAGAACACCAUCUCCAAAGCACCAUCGGUCCCACACACCUUUAACAAGUACUAUGUCUGGAUCUGAGUCAGAGGGUGAAGAAGAUAGACGAGAGAUAUUUGAAAUAUAUGUAGCUCGAGCCAACUGCAGUCCUAAUAUUGGAAGUAAGGACAGUUUUAUUCUUAAAGAGGGUCAGUUUGUGGAGGUCCUGGACUCUGUCCAUCCUGACAGAUGGUUGGUGAGGACCAAACCAACCAAAACUAACCCCUCUCGGCAGGGAUGGCUGUGUCCUGCCUAUCUGGAAAAGAAGAGAAAAGAAACCUUCCCACAAAGGAGAGUUGCUCAGGAGGAUCUCGAUGGAAUUGGGUGUACAGGGGAAGAGUACAGGAGAGCACUGAGUCAGCUGAUCCAAGGCUUGAUUGAUGGAGAAGAGGAGUUUGUAAAGGCAAUGAAGUUGUUUAUCACUCACCAGCUCAAUCAUCUGGACUGUAGCCAUCAUAUCCCCAUCAACAUCCUCAACCAGAAAGAAAUCAUCUUCAGAAACAUCAAAGAUAUUGUCGUUUUACAUGAACGUUCCAUCCUCCCUGGCCUGAGGGAGUGCGUUACAGAUGAUGAUGUUGCCAUGUAUUUAAUCAAGCACCCUGAACAUUUUGAAAAGUAUCUUCACUACAUGGUGGGGCAAGCACAAGCGGAGGCCUGCAUCAGUGACAAGACUGUUCAGCAAUACUUCAAAGACAUAACAGCACCUGAGAAGCCUGGUGAUGCCCCAAUAAUGGAUGUCCUUACUUUCCUGCAGCAACCAGUAGAGAGGAUUCAAACUUACCAGGCUUUACUGAAGGAGUUGAUCAAGAACAAAGCAAAGAGUGGCCAGAGCUGCUACCUUUUGGAGGACGCCUUCUCCGUGGUGUCCUGCUUGCCCUGGAGAUCAGACAACCUGCAUCGAGUAUCACUGAUUGAAAACUAUCCAGCUCCUCUUACUGCUCUGGGCGAGCCUGUACGACAGGGAGUCUUCACAGUGUGGGAGGAAUCUCCAGAAGUGAAAACAUCCUCUAGGGGGCAUCAGAGACAAGUGUUUCUCUUUAAGGAAUGCAUUGUACUGUGUAGAGUGAAGAGAGAUGGCAGCAUGAAUCGAGACACUUAUAGCUUUAAGAACAAAAUGAAGCUGAAUGAUGUGGAAAUAAAGGAAACUGUGGGUGGAGAAGACAGGUCCUGGGGUUUGUGGCAUGAGCACAGAGGCUCUAUACGGCGUUACACUUUGCAGAGCAACUCCACACUGGUUAAGCUGUCCUGGCUGAAAGACCUGAAGGAGCUGCAGCAUCGCUCCAGCCUCAACAAUAACUGCCCUCCAGUGUUUGAGUCUCUGCUUUGUGAUUGCUCAACACAAAUUGGACAGACAAUCAAACUGACCUGCAGAGUAUUGGGAUUUCCAAAACCAGUGGUCAGCUGGAUCAAAGAUGGUCUCCCUUUGGAGGAUGACCCACGCCACAUCGUCUCAGCUGACCGGUCAGGAACAUGCAGUCUUGUCCUGGACUGCCUUACAGCAGAGGACUCUGGUCAGUACAUGUGCUAUGCAACCAGCUCUAUGGGCAGUGCUGGCACUCUGGCUAAGGUGGUAGUGCAAGCUCCACCCAGAUUUGUGAGCCGACUAGAAAGUGCUUGUCUGAUUGACGGAGAGGAGAUACAGUUUUCAUGUUCCACUCUCACAACCCCUUUACCAAGAAUCAGAUGGUUGAAAGAUGGCAAGGAGCUGACUGACAGCAACAAAUACUCCAUUGUGAACGACGCCCGAAGUGGAAUCUUGUCUCUCACAGUUAUCGGAGCAACAGAGGCAGAUAUCGGACAGUAUGAGUGUGAGCUUUGGAAUGAACUUGGCUGUGUCAAAUGCAAAGCAGGCCUUUGUCCUGCCUUUGUACCACCGGGUGACAGUGAGAGUGACCAAUCACAGGACUUACCUGUUAAAGAAGCUGACUCAGAGGCCUGGUCCACUGCCUUUGUUAAGAAAUGGCUGCAGACUGAUUUCAGCCCUUCUUCUAUUGCCAAGUCACAAUUUCCCCCUGGAUCUUCUGAGGAAUACAGCACCGUUGUGGAUGUUCACCCAUCUGCAGUACAGAAGUCUUUAUGUUAUCUGGAAGAAGAAGAAGAGAUCUACAUUUCAGAGGCUUUGCACGAAAUAACAGAUGCUUUCUUCUCAGCUCCUCCUUCGGUCCAGGUCCCUGCUGAGGAUCUGUGUGUCGAACCUGGGCAACCAGCAACAUUCAUGGCCAUUAUCACAGGAAGACCCACACCUAAAGUACAGUGGUACAAGGAUAAGGAGCCCCUUGCACCCAAUGAGAAUGUGAAAAUAGUCCAACAUGGUGCUCGCUGCAGCCUAACCAUAUUGUGCCCUGAAGGAGAGGACAGUGGCAUAUAUACCUGCUUCACUCACAAUGACUCAGGCCAAGCCUCCUGUGAAGCUCAGCUAACAGUUGAGGAAGGUUUUCUUGAUCCUCAGGAGAGGGAAGUGGAGCUUGGGAAGAGAAGGAGAUUAUUCUCAGUCUAUGAUGUCCAUGAGGAAAUUGGAAGGGGGACAUUUGGGGUGGUGAAGCGUGUCAUCCACCGAAGAACAGGGGAAGUGUUUUCUGCCAAAUUUCUGCCUCUUCGAAGCAGCUCUCGGACCAGGGCCUUCCAGGAAAGGGAUCUUCUGUCUCGCCUCGCUCACCCCAGAGUGGCCUGCCUGCUGGACUUCUUUUGCACCAGACACACCCUGGUGUUAAUCACAGAAAUCUGCUGUUCUCAUGGACUUCUGGACCAUUUAAUGAUGAGAGGAUCUGUCUCAGAAAAAGAGGUUCAAUUUUAUGUCCAACAAAUUCUAGAAGGGGUUUGUCAUAUUCACAGCAUGAACAUCAUGCAUCUGGAUAUCAAACCUGAAAAUAUAUUAAUGGUGUACCCGCCAAAAGAUGAGAUCAAGAUCUGUGAUUUUGGCUUCUGCCAGGAAAUAGACACAUCCCGACACCAGUACAGUAUGUUGGGUACCCCAGAGUUUGUUGCACCUGAGAUUGUACAUCAAGAACCUGUUACUGUGGCCACGGAUAUUUGGGCUGUCGGUGUCAUAACAUUUCUGUGUCUGGUUUGCCGCUGCCCCUUUGUGGGCGAGACUGACCGUGCAACAUUGCUGAGGGUGGGAGAGGCAACUUUAAACUGGGACGCCCCAGACAUCGAAUGCAGGAGCCCAGAAGCCAGGAAUUUUCUCCAUACAGUUCUUCAACCGGAUCCAGAGACUCGACCAUCUGCCUUUGAGUGCUUGAGUCAUGAGUGGCUUCAGGAUGGAAAUGCAAGGGAGGACACUGAUGAAAUCAACACGAGGAGUUUGAAAGUCUUCAUCUCUAAAAGGAAGUGGCAGCGUUCUUUGACAUCCAUCGGGUCUGUGCUCACACUGAGGCCCAUCCCUGAGCUGCUAGAUGCUCCUCUCAGAGAGACUUCAGUUGCGGUGCCCCGCGAACCACAGGAGCACAGCAGCACUUCCCUGAGCAGUGGCUCCUCAUCAGAGUAUGAUGAGGCUGACUCUUGGGACUUUUUCCAGCACUGCAGCCAGACAGAGGAGGAGGAGGAGACAGAAGAAGAGUAUGACCCCUUAACCGAGAGGGCACAGAUCUUGGGGCCGUAUCCUAAAUGCCUCCUAAGUUUACAGGAGGAGGAGGUAGGGACUUUUGGGGAGAAUGAGGAUGGAGAAAUGGGAGGAAGGAGGAGUGUUAUCGAGCGCAGCAUGAGCAGAGCAUCGAUUGCAUCAUCAUCAACAACAACAGACCAACAGACACCUCAGAGGGUACGACGCUUCAGCAAGGAUAGCAACCCAUCUUUGUACCUCUCUGAUGGCGACGAGGGUUCAGGAAGUGAUGGGGGCCGCAUUCCCAGAGGAAGCGUCAUCCGAAGCACUUUCUACAACAGCUCUCAACAGCUUUCCCCUCUGUCUGCGAGACACAUGACUUUGAGGGACAAAUUCCAGGCGAAAAAGCAGGAAAGAGGCCGCAAGCCUCUCAGGAGGAGUUUUUCGGGACGGCUCAAUGAGCCUCUGAUUGAAUACGUGGAGGAUGAACCGGAGAGCAACCGUGGGCAGAGACGAGGAUCCGUACAGCCCAGCAUGCAGAAGUCCUCUUCGUUUGAUAAUGGGGUGGGUUUCUCUCACACUAAUGUACCGCCACACAGACGGAGCAGGUCUCUUGACGAGUAUUCCCGUCGAUCUCCCAGCUCAGCCAGCCAUGAAAGCGCACACGAAGAAGAGGCCUCUCACAGCAUGAAGGAAGAAAUCACAGAUGGUGAAGCAGCUGGGAGAAACUCACUAAUUAUCCAGAAAGCUUCGAAAGUCUCAGGACGAAGAGGCUCAGUCACUCUGACACAAGGACUAUUUAGUGGAUCAUCUGUUCCAUCGGAGUUCCUUGCUGGAGGGAGAAUGAGAUCCAGGCUGGGUCAGGACCAGGUUGAGGGAGACACUCUGACCAGCUCCCAGGGAUCUCUGGCUGAGUCUUUUAUUCUGGAGCAUGGUGGAUCUGAGUCUUCAAGUAGAAUAGGCUCCUUUGAUGAGCUCAGUCACGGUCAUGUUGGAAGGAGAUUCCGAUCAGGAGAGAGUGAUGAAAAUGAUGAACACAGUGAACCCCUGAUUACACCCUCCCCUACCCCAUUUCAGGAAAUAAAACCUCAAAGUUCCCGUCCUCAGCCUCCACCACGUAAUAGGACCCGGUCCAAUCCCAACUUAUCUACAAUUAGCAAAGGUCAGCCAGAGAGGCCCUCAAUGCCGAGUCCCAGUCCAAGCCUCUGCUCUCUAGGAACUCCUGAGAGGCCUUCCAGAGCCCGGGACAAGAAAGAGGGCUCCAUGCUCCAAAGGCAUGCAUCUGCUCCGGCUCUGGAAGCGCGCCCACCGACUGGAAAGUCCCCCAAACUGGGUCUCCUGAGGAUCUUCCGCAGGCAGUCCUGGACCGGCCACUCAUACACCCAGCUGGAGAACACGGAGCUGGGGCCCACUCUGGGAGAGAUCAUGAAGCCCGAUACACCCACUAUGUCUCUGAGGAAGAAGAUGAGAGCUUCAGCCUCCAGUCUGACCAAACUGUUUUCCAGGUCCUCCAGUAAGGAAGAUGUCAGUAAAGGACGGCCAAUAGUAAAAGGAUCCGCUGCCAUCCCAGGUGAGAGGGAACAGAGCAGUGGUCUUGAGACCCCCAAAAAGAGAAGCUCAAAGCUCCUCUCAUCUUUUAAAAUACCACCAUUCAAAAAAAUAAAAGUUCGUCCCAGCAAAGCAGAGGUGCUUCAACUAGACGGAGGUGGAGUCCUGCUGGUGUGGAGGCCUGUCCAGUCCGAUGACCCGGUCACUUACUGUGUGCAGUACUGUUCAGAUGGUGGCGAAUGGACAGUCCUGUCAGAUGAGGUGGCAGAAAGCUGCUACGUAGUGAAGGACUUACCGAAAGGGGCGUCGUAUGUGUUCAGGGUGGGCUGCGUCACCAGGACAGGAGCAGGACCUUUCAGUGAAGCUUCAGCUCCCAUUGUCAUGUCCACUCAUCCUGAAGAUAUCCGCAUUCCUCUCAUUCAGACUGACUCAAUCGGGUCAAAAGUACCUGGAUCAGAACAUCAAACCGUAAACAGGAACUACAGCUUCCUGUCUGAGAUCAACAGGGGUCGUUUCAGUGUCAUAAACCUGUGCAGGGAUGUGGAAACCAGUCAGGUAUUCGCCGCUAAGAUCACUCCCUACCAAGCCGCGCAAAGACAGCUGGUGCUCCGGGAGUACCAGCUGCUCAGGAGGCUGCACCACCCCCACCUGGUUCAGCUGUAUGCUGCUUUAAUCACCCCUCUGUAUGUGCUGCUGGUGGAGGAGCUGUGUCCCGGAAAGGAGCUGCUGCACAGUCUGGCUGCAAGAGACCUGUAUGCAGAGAGUAAUGUGGCUGAGCUGCUCCAUCAGAUUGUCAGUGCAGCGGACUACCUCCACAGCCGUCGGGUAAUCCACCUGGAUCUGAAGUCUGACAACAUGUUAGUGGAUGAUGGCAACCACCUGAAGAUUAUCGACUUCGGCUCAGCUCAGUCCUUCGUACCCGGACGGCCUCUCAACAUCGAGCACAUUCACGGCUUCUCCGACAGCAAAGACUGCUGCAGAAAAGUCUAUAUUGUCCUUCCUAAAGCUCCAGAAAUCCUGGAGGGUCAGGGUGUGGGGCCGGAGACUGACAUCUGGGCCAUUGGAGUCCUGUCCUUUAUCAUGCUGAGCGCCGACAGUCCCUUUUAUGCCGAACACAGCUGGGAGCAAGACAAAAACAUUAAGAAAGGAAAGAUACAAUUUGGCCGCUGUUACCCUGGUCUGUCAGAAGGAGCUUUAAAUUUCAUGAAGAACAGCCUGAAUAAUAAAUCCUGGGGGAGACCAACAUCGGCCGAGUGUCUCCAGAACCCGUGGCUGCGCGCCCAUCGGGCUCCGCACAAAGUCCGACCCUCCAAAGUGUGCUUCUCCACUGACAAGCUCAGAGCUUUCCUCAAGCAGAAAGAGGAGAAACGAGAUCAGGUGUGCACAAAACAUCAGGGGCCAUUCUUCCAGUGAGGUAAAAAAACAAACAAACACAAAACCUCUUCAUCGUUGUAAACAAAAAAUACAUUACUGCAAUUGUAUCUUUUCUGGUGUGACUUUUCUUCUGUUAAACAAAAAAAAGUUAGUUUCAUAAAAUGAAAUAUCCUGACUUUGAACGCGUCUUAAUGAGUCUCAGUUUGUGAAAUCUUUUUGAUUUGGUUUUGAUGGAAUCAUAUCAGGGAUUAGCUAGGACUGCACAUUGAUGCAUGAAUUGAAAGAUUUUAAUUGCUCUCAAAGUGAUUUGUUGCCUUUAUCUGUUAAAAUGUCAAACAGACGCACGUUUGGUCUUACAUGUAACAUCUUUUUUUUGUGUGUUUUAAGAAAACAAGAGAAAAUUUCAGAAAUAUAUUCCAGACUAUAUUACUCAUAAGUUUGCAACGAAUAAAUAGAAAAAUGCGUGUUUUAUGAAUGACCUCCUGUCUUGAAGUGAAUGGAAAAAAUAUAAUAAAUGACACUAGAAGUG